Messenger RNA from Columba livia (rock pigeon), 2646 nucleotides. It is a transcript of the gene PNO1, whose product is annotated as partner of NOB1 homolog. Gene Ontology annotation, molecular function: RNA binding. The transcript is spliced from 7 exons. The coding region runs from base 108 to 824 and encodes 238 amino acids. NCBI's taxonomy places the organism in Eukaryota, Metazoa, Chordata, Aves, Columbiformes, Columbidae. The record is from RefSeq and is a predicted model, not a curated record. Gene Ontology annotation, cellular component: nucleolus.
UUGGGUCCCUUCCGGAGGGCGUGAGGUGACGCACGUGGGUACGCGCCGCAGCCGCCGCGCCGCGCGAGCCCCUGUAACGGUUGUUCCUCCUCCUCGCAACGGCCGCCAUGGAGAGCGAGCCGGAGGGCGGUGGCUUCACCAGCGUCGUGUCCAAGCGGAGCCGGCGGAAGCGGCGGGCGGGCGGCGAGGGACAGGCGGCCGCCAUGGACACGGCGGAGCCGCGGCCCAGCAAGAGGCCGGCUUUCCCGCCCGUGGCCGCUGAGGCGCUUGUGGCUGGGAAAGCUGAGCUGAGGAAGGUGCCCGUGCCGGCCAACAGAUACACCCCGCUGAAGGAGAACUGGAUGAAAAUAUUCACGCCUAUCGUGGAACACUUGCAGCUUCAGAUCAGGUUUAAUUUGAAAACGAGGAACGUUGAAAUCAAGACUUGUCAAGAGACAAAGGAUCUCAGUGCUCUAACGAAAGCAGCUGAUUUUGUGAAAGCAUUUAUCCUUGGGUUUCAAGUAGAGGAUGCUCUUGCUCUCAUCAGAUUAGAUGAUCUUUUUCUAGAAUCAUUUGAAGUUACAGAUGUCAAACCGCUGAAAGGAGAUCAUCUGUCAAGAGCAAUAGGUAGAAUAGCAGGGAAAGGCGGAAAAACAAAAUUCACUAUAGAAAACGUAACCAGGACACGAAUUGUUCUCGCUGACACGAAAAUUCAUAUAUUGGGAUCUUUUCAGAACAUUAAAAUGGCACGAACAGCCAUUUGCAAUCUAAUUUUAGGAAGCCCUCCAUCAAAGGUUUAUGGCAAUAUUCGGGCAGUGGCCAGCAGAGCUGCUGAAAGAUUCUGAGCUGCCAUGUGCCUGCACCACCACAUGCUGGGAGUCAUGGAUUCUGUACAUCUGAGGGGUCUGGAGCUACACAAGCACUCUGUCUUCUGUUUGAUUCAGAAACCCAGAAUACCAGGACUGUCUGUGGAGUCUAUUUUUCUUCAGAUGUGCUCAUUUGAACACAUCUAGUACUUGUGUACAGUCAUUAAAAGUUAUUUUAAAUUAAUUGUGUAUAUAUCAGAAAAACAGGUACUGCAUUUUACCUAAAUUUAUCAUCAAACAAAAACAUGCUUCAUUACUGACUUUCAGAACAUCAAGGCACUGAGAGACCGCUGUCAGGACUUCAGAAACCAUUUCAGUUUAAGUUUUGAGGCUAAAGGAACCAGCACAGUGUUCAUAGCCACACUUUGUGGAUCAGUAUCUUCCUGGAAAAGGAGGAAUCAACUGGAAAGUUCAAUGGCAGAGGCUGCCCAGCAUGCCUCUGCGGCUGCUGGAACAGAUGACACAAAAAUGGUAAGAUGGCAAAGAGGUAAACAGUGGAUUUGAACGUCUUGCUAGAAUUUGCACCUAUAUAGAUUUUAAUUUUCUUGCAAAUGAUUUGUAAGAGCAGCCCAAGGAGGCUAAGAGCCUCCAGGUUAAAUACCAGUCAGUGUACCAGAGCACAAACAACUCAGGUGCUGUGUCUUCCUUAAUAUAACAUGUGACAUGCCUGAAACAGAGCGGGGGCAGAGAUGGCAGAGCCCAGGCACAGAGCCAGUUUGACUUAACCAUGGUUCUUCUCUUGUGACCAGGUCUCUUGAAAGUAAUUCAGUGUAGGUUUGCGAUUGAAAACAAAAACCAAAAUGAGAUGCUCAAAAACACUAACAAAUUGGAUAAGCAUGUCUGAGCUUCCAAUGCAGCCCCUUGUAGUAGGGGAUCAUAAUUAUAACCAAAUUAAUUCAAGCAAGCCUUGAAUUGUUAAGAGAUUUACAACUUGCCAAGUGACCUUUAUGUACAGCUCCCAGCAGUCUGAGCUAUGUAGAGGAGAGUGUCCAGUUAGAGCACCUGGAGAUACAAGAGUGCACCUGCCCAGUUCAUUGUUCAUGCCAUUUAUCUCAAGUAGCUUGAAAGAUAAGGGGAGAGCAAGGCAAGGACACACAACAGUAAUCUCCUCUUUAUCUUAAAGCAGGUGCACAGCAAUACCAAUGAAAAGCAGUAGAAAGGGAGAGGGCAGGACACAAGAGGGCCCAAACUGCACCACAAAGAGCAGCAGCAACUGGUGCACCUGCUCCAGGUAGGAUUGCUUUCACCUGCACAGUUCUCUCACCUUUCCUUGAGCAAGAAGCUGCUUUUUGUUCUCCAGCUAAAUUAAGGUUAGACUUGGGUUGUUGCUUGUUUUGUUUUUUAAACUACCUUCAAUUUAGCACAAUCAUUCUGAAAUUAGGAUUUAAACAAGGUAUUUUAUCAAAUUUGGACAUGUAACAGUGAGAACCAGAUAUGCUUUUAAGAAAAAAAUAGAUAAGUGUUCUUGAAACACUGAAAUGAAGCCUGGAAGUGUUCAAGAGGGGCCUAUGCACACCCUGUAUGGUUUUUAAACUGAUCUUUAUAAUUCAAGAGGACAUGAAGAACUAUGAACAGCAAAUUUUCUUUAGGGCAGUGUCCAGAGCUGUUUCACGCUGAACAGGAAGGGUUGAGGUAAGUACUGACACACCCCAGCCAAGGUUCAAAUAUUUUAUUUUAUAUUCAUAUAGUAUGAAGGUUCUUAAUAGUUCCCACAACAUAUGAUGUAGCAUGCAGAGGAAAAACUAAACAUUCAACAUAAAUCAUUUUUCCCCACACUAAAAAAAAAAAAAAAAAAACCAAA